Molecule: messenger RNA, 1965 nt
Organism: Baudoinia panamericana UAMH 10762
Lineage: Eukaryota; Fungi; Ascomycota; Dothideomycetes; Mycosphaerellales; Teratosphaeriaceae
Exons: 1
Coding region: 199-1851 (550 amino acids)
Source: RefSeq, a predicted model, not a curated record
UGGACGUGCGCGUGGUUCAAGCAGCGCUACCCCUGUUAAAACAGUGCAAAGGGUAUCAAAUAAGGUACGCCUUGAACGCGGAGUGCAUGGCCCGUUGUGACCCGUUGUACAGCCAUUGAAGUGACAGUGUAAGUCGGCCACCAUUCCCCUCGCUCCCUCGUCAGCUCUGGACUGACAGCAAUUGGGGAAACGGCAGCCAUGUCCGCGGAGGAUCGCUCUUCCUCCGCAGUACGCAGCCUUCGCUCCAUCUUCGAGACCAAAUCCGCCGAAGGGUCACCUGACACACGCGGACGGUCCAUAACCGUCUUCAGUGAUCAACAAAGCAGCAGGCCAACCUCCAGCAUACGAGCCAGCUUCGUUCCCGUGGAAGCACCCGCCAAGAUGGCCGACGAGGAAGGUGGGGAGAAGAAGGGCCUGCCCGAGGCGAAACGAGAGAGCAGUGCAGGCCUCCGACGGGGCAGCUUUAGCGAAUCGAACGACGGUGGGUCGUUGCUUGCGCUGAAGAAGACGGUGUCCAAGGAAGCGGAGCGCCGAGAGAAGGACUCCAACGUUGCGGAAGCCAUUCCGGAAAUCGCGGCCGAGUCAGCUGCUGUGACGCCAUUGAUGCCACCUCAGAGUAAGGACAAGGCGGACGAAACGAUAGAAGACAGCCCGCUGGCACAAAAGGUCGACAGGCAGCCUGCCAACCCGGACAAGCCUACCACGGCCGCCGAGGAGGAGCCGGUGGAAAUGAAGCCCGGUAUACCGACAGAUGAGGAUGCCGUAAGCGGUGGACAAGCUCUGCCACCAGUAGCUGAGAAUCUCAAGCCUGACGCCAUGGACGAGGAUAUCGUGGAGACACAGCCAAGCGCAGAAGGCACAAGUCACGAGGAGACCCCGGCUGCGAAGACAACGGGAAACGUAACACGGACGCCGAAGAAGGAGCAGAAAGCAGUUACGAAAGGUGGAAGCAUUGGGAAGCCGAAGUCCGUGUCGACCAAGGCACCCUCGAAAGCGGCGCCGAACUCGCCGAGGUCACCAAUAAGCCACCCGAAGACACCAAUCUCUGCUAAGGCACAUACCACGACAGAUAGGACCGUUUCGUCAAGUGAGCAACCGGCCAAGAAGUCCAGCCGCAGCUCUCUUACAAACCCAACAGCUGCGUCCGUUGCACGGGCUGCCGCCUCCUCUGACCGAUCAGUCUCCACAAGCAGCAAACCAUCACCGCAGUCGAAGUCGUCUAGACCGCGAGAAGGCACGAAGCCGGUAGAGCUACCCUCACGACUCACAGCUCCAACCGCGUCGUCCCGGGCGAGGCACGAAGCUGCCACCGUCCCACUAACAACGAACGGUAACAGACAUGCAUCCGCGUCCUCACGGAAUCCCAUGUCAGCCGCCACACGCUCAUCACGGCCCACCCCUCGCUCGUCAUUAGGCGCUCCCGGCCCGCGACCAGAGAGUCGAACGUCAGGGGCCGCGAACAAGAAGCCGCACGCGGACGGCAGCUUUCUGGAGCGCAUGAUGAGACCCACGGCCGCGUCGUCGAACAGGACGCACGAGAAGGUGGAGGUCAAAAGUCCGCCCAGACUGAACAGGAGCGCCUCCAUCGCCAAGCCCAGGAUGAACGGGCAUGUGAAGAAGCCGUCGGCAGCGGCUUCCAAGCUGAAAGGACUUGGGAAGUCGGAGACAGCUACUGUUCCCGAGAAGGGCGUGGUGGAAGGACAGGGUGCUGCUCCGAUCACGAAUGGCGUAUCACAUAAAGCCGAGCAAUCCCUUCACGCCGACCAGCAGACGCCGGUAGCGCAUACCAACGGCGUUGAUGGAGAGAUGGAAACAACUUCGGCGUUUGCGGGCGAGGACACGAUCCGCUAGGAGCUGAGCGUUCUCGAAUGCUACUGAGCACACUGUCUUCACUAGCCAGGCGCCGAGGGUUGCGCUUGGGCGGGAUAGGGCAGGGCAGGGCAGGGGUAGGUAUGCUUGGUAGAC